This is a messenger RNA of Nerophis lumbriciformis (worm pipefish), 628 nucleotides long. It is a transcript of the gene mrpl54, whose product is annotated as mitochondrial ribosomal protein L54. Lineage: Eukaryota; Metazoa; Chordata; Actinopteri; Syngnathiformes; Syngnathidae. Gene Ontology annotation, cellular component: mitochondrial large ribosomal subunit. The record is from RefSeq and is a predicted model, not a curated record. Gene Ontology annotation, molecular function: structural constituent of ribosome.
AGUAGCACCGGAAGAAGGAGCUGAAUGUCAAACACUAGCAUGUUAGCAUGUUAGCAUGUUAGCAUCGCUCAGCUGCAGUCAACAUGUCUAGUCACUUUUUUGUCGGGCUUGCUUUAUCAACCAGACACUUUGCAAACAAUGCGCUACUAACGCUGCGCAGGAAUAUCCCUUAUAACAAACUACAAGCCUGCGGAUAUGCGAAGAAAGUUGCGGUCAAAGGCAAAGGAAAAGGUUUGGUGAAGGAUGAGCUGCAAGGACCAGAAGUCUGCAAGGACCCAGAGCGACUGACCACUUAUGCAGUGGGGGCCAACAUCUACAAGCAAGGAGAAGACCCCAAACUGAAGCCUCCUGAAGAAUAUCCAGAGUGGCUCUUCCACAUCAACCUGGGACCUACCUGCCAGCUUCACCAGCUGGAGGAAGACACCUGGGAGUACUGGAAGCGGCUCCGCAAGGAAAACAUUUGGCGCCACAACAGAUUGAGGAAAGGGAAGAAGUUUUAGCGUGACUAGACUAGACUGGACUUCUGUAUCAUCUUGCUGAAUGAAGCCAACUGUCAAAUGUUGCUGACUUUGACGCAGUGAGUGGAUUUGUUGAAAAGGAUUCAUUAAAGAUUGUUUUUUAUUGACCA